This is a messenger RNA of Uranotaenia lowii, 690 nucleotides long. RefSeq lists its product as uncharacterized. Bases 1 to 690 code for a protein of 229 amino acids. The transcript has 2 exons. NCBI's taxonomy places the organism in Eukaryota, Metazoa, Arthropoda, Insecta, Diptera, Culicidae. The record is from RefSeq and is a predicted model, not a curated record.
AUGAUCCAUCCGGAAGGUGCUGCUGCUGCUGCUGCUGGGGCCGGUGCUGCUACUAUGCCGGUGACGUUUUCGUUCGAACCGUUCAACCCAGCUGCUGGAAAGUUCGAUCGGUGGUUAGACCGAUUGCAAAUUUCGUUCCGGAUCUACAAAGUAGCCAAUCUGAUGGACGAGCCACCGCUGGAGAAAAGCUACGAUCAAAUUGUGAUGAUUCUCAAAAACCACUUCACUCCUGCUCCGUUGGAAAUAUUAGAAAAUUUUAAGUUCCAAAGCCGUAAACAAUUGGAACAUGAAACGUUGAGCGACUACCUGAUGGAUUUGGAGAAAUUAGCCCAGACUUGCAAUUUCGAAGCCCACCUAAACAAAGCUAUCCGGAACCAGUUCGUUUUCGGAAUCCGGAUCCGUGUUAUCCAAUCGCGAUUGCUGGAAGUGCGCGAUUUAUCACUCGAGCGGGCGAAGGAGAUUGCGUUCGGUAUGGAGAUGUCGUUCCGUGGGACCGACGAAAUGCAUGGUUUCCGUCUUCGGCCGUUUGCUGACGUAAAGUACAUCGAGCACGGCAAAACCAAGAAAAAGAAGAGCAACAAUCAACUAUCUUCAACCAACUCGACUGCAGCUGCGUCGUCUAAAAAGUACGAUGGCCAAAAGAGAACAUGCUACAGAUGCGGUGAUGAUGGUCAUUUGGCCGACAAAUGA